Messenger RNA from Penaeus chinensis, 669 nucleotides. RefSeq names its product C-type lectin domain family 17, member A-like. The transcript is spliced from 4 exons. The record is from RefSeq and is a predicted model, not a curated record. Bases 43 to 492 code for a protein of 149 amino acids. Lineage: Eukaryota; Metazoa; Arthropoda; Malacostraca; Decapoda; Penaeidae.
AACUGCUGCUUCUCAUGAGAUUAAGACAUUGGACCGUGGACCAUGAAGCCCGCCGUACCUUUCUUGCUGGCCUUGAUUGCCGUCGCUGCAGCACAGACUGAAUGUCCCGACCCUUUCGAAGCGGUUGGCGUGGGAUGUUACUAUAUCAGCGAGGCAUCACUUACCAGAGCGGAAGCCGAGGCGGAGUGCGCCAGCCUAGCCCCAGAUGGCAGCACAUCCGACCUGGCUGUUCUCAGUGACUGCCAUCAGCACGGCAUCUUGUGGAAUCACUUAUCGUUGAAGUGGGACUACUGGCUGGGCGGGAGUGACGAGGCGGCGGAGGGCGACUGGCGGUGGGCCUCGGGCGACGAGAUCCUCCGCGGCGCCCCCUUCUGGUUCCCCGGCCAACCCAACGGCGGCUCGGACGAGAACUACCUCUCCCUCUCCAAGAGCGGCUACUUCGCGGACGAGGCGGGGUCCAUCCACCAGGGUUAUAUAUGUCAGCUGAUGUAGAAAUAGCAGACGAAAAAAGAGAGAAAAUAAAUGAAUGGGAAUGAAUAAAUGAAGGGAGAGAUGAUGAACGGAGGAGUGUUAAGCUACGUUGUUGAUAUGACGUGUUGUCAAUGCUGGUGGUAAAUACACGCGAACCUUAGAGCUUGUGUGAUUUUUUUUUUUUUUUUUUUUUUGGGG